Molecule: messenger RNA, 2720 nt
Organism: Amborella trichopoda
Lineage: Eukaryota; Viridiplantae; Streptophyta; Magnoliopsida; Amborellales; Amborellaceae
Product: putative metal-nicotianamine transporter YSL9
Biological process (GO): seed development; response to iron ion
Cellular component (GO): plasma membrane
Molecular function (GO): iron-nicotianamine transmembrane transporter activity; oligopeptide transmembrane transporter activity
Source: RefSeq, a predicted model, not a curated record
UCCAGUUUGGAUGGUGUUUGUAAGUUCCCCUAAAUUUAGACACGAAGAAAAGCAUAGCAGUGAUUCCUCUCUCUUUAACAAGGACAACAGUUCAAAACACAAACAGAACAGUAAGAUCUCUGUCUCUUUCCUACUGGGGACGCCUGGCCAGCACAAGCUUGACUCUUUCUCCAGGCAACAAUGGUUCCCCCCAAAGCAAAUCUCAUCCCCUCUCUCUAAACACGAACCGUUGUGAUCAACCCCAUGGAAGACACACAAAUGAAAAAAGUAUUUCCCCCUCUAAAACCAAAGAAACCCAAGAGUCUUCACUCACCCAACCACCCCAUCCACAGAACGCCAUGAAUUCAGCAUUUCUCCAUUGAAAGAAGAAAACCCAUUUGGCUCAGGGCCUCAACAAACAUCAAACAAUGGAACAUGAACAGGCCGCCAUGGAAGUGGAGUUGCAGGAGCCAGAGUACAUGAAGGUGCCUCCAUGGAGGUCCCAGAUCACUUUGAGAGGCAUAUUUGUGAGCAUAGGCAUUGGGAUUUUGUACAGUGUGAUUUGUAUGAAGCUGGUUUUGACGACUGGUAUCGUGCCUUCUCUUAGCAUAUCGGCCGCUUUGCUCGCCUUCGUUUUCAUGAAAGGUUGGAAUGAGUUGUUGCAGAGGUUGGGGUUCGUUAAUUCCACUUUUACAAGACAGGAGAACACUGUUAUUCAGACUUGUGCAGUCGCUUGCUACAGCAUUGCUCAAGGAGGUGGGUUUGGAUCCUACAUUUUGGGGCUAAACAAGAAGACAUAUGUACAGGCUGGGGUCCAUACCGAAGGGAACACACCCGGAAGCUACAAAGAACCACGCUUUGCUUGGAUUACUGCUUUUCUUUUCAUUGUUAGCUUUGUUGGGCUCUUGGCUCUGGUUCCUCUUAGAAAGACUAUGAUCAUAGAUUAUAGGUUGACCUAUCCAAGUGGUAUGGCAACCGGUGUUCUCAUCAAUGGCUUCCAUACCCCUAAAGGAGAUAAAAUGGCCAAAAACCAGUUGCACAAAUUCACCAAGUACUUCACAAUCAGUUUUCUGUUGGCUUUUUUCCAAUGGUUUUACUCGGGAGGAGAAAAUUGUGGAUUUUCUCACUUUCCAAUUUUUGGGUUGAAAGCUCGGCAGCAAAUGUUUUAUUUCGAUUUCAGCAUGACUUACGUAGGAGCUGGGAUGAUAUGCCCACAUAUUGUGAAUCUCUCUCAACUUCUUGGUGCUGUGAUAUCUUGGGGCAUUAUGUGGCCCCUCAUACGUAAUCAGAAAGGCACUUGGUACCCCAAGGAAUUACCAGAAAACAGCAUGAAAAGUCUUCAGGGUUACAGGGUUUUCAUUGCCAUUGCUUUGGUCCUAGGAGAUGGGCUGUACAAUUUCGUGAAGACACUGGCUUUUACCAUUAGAAACCUCCAAAUUCAAAUGAAACGCAGGAAUAUCAAUACAGGGGUCAUGCAGGUUGAGGAUGGCUCUCUCGAGUGCUCCAGCGACGAGCUUUGGCGUGACAAGGUGUUCAUGAAAGACCGUGUACCCACAUGGAUAGCCUUCGCAGGCUACACACUCUUCGCCAUAAUCUCUAUAAUCAGCAUCCCUAACAUAUUCCCUGAGGUGAAGUGGUAUUACAUUUUCACCGCCUACUUAUUCGCGCCCGCCCUUGCCUUCUGCAAUGCUUAUGGCACUGGCCUCACAAACAUGAACACCGCUUACAACUAUGGGAAGGUGGCUUUGUUCAUUUUAGCUGCAUGGGCCGGCAAGUCCCACGGUGGGGUGGUGGCCGGGCUUGUAGGGUGUGGGCUUGUCAAAUCCAUAGUCACUAUUUCAGCUGAACUCAUGCAAGACUUCAAGUCUGCCCACCUGACCAUGACCUCUCCGAGGGCCAUGAUCUUGAGCCAGGCUGUAGGGACUGCAAUAGGUUGUGUUGUCGCCCCUAUGACCUUUUUGCUCUUUUACCAUGCCUUCGAUAUUGGGAACCCAAAAGGAGAGUUUAAGGCCCCAUUUGCGCUUAUAUAUCGAAACAUGGCCAUAUUGAGCGUCGAGGGCCUCUCUGCUCUGCCCCAGCAUUGUCUGCAGAUUUGUGCAGGGGCUUUUGUUUUCGCUGCCAUGGUGAAUUUGGUUAAGGAUCUGGUUCCUGAGAGGUUCGGGAGGUGGGUCCCACUCCCCAUGGCCAUGGCGGCUCCCUUCUUGGUGGGGGGCUACUUCACGAUUGACAUGUGCAUCGGGACAGCAGUUGUAUAUAUUUGGCAUAAGAUUAACAGGGAGAGGGCGGAGGCGCUGGUACCCGCUGUCGCCUCUGGCCUCAUGUGUGGGGAUGGCCUUUGGAUCUUGCCCUCGUCCAUCCUGGCCUUGGCCAAGGUUGAGGCCCCAAUGUGCAUGAGCUUCUUUGCCAAUUAGUUAAAGAGUAGAGGCCGACUCAUGUGGAACCCAUUUACCAUCCAUGAUUCACAGCACCAAGUUAAAUGAUACAGCUACUUGAAAUAGAGUAUAACAACCUGAAUGAUACAGCUAAGAGAAAGUAUGUAUAGACAUACAGAUACAUGUAUUUACAUAUGUAUAAAUAAAUGGGUUAACGGGUUGGUUAGUAACAUUGAUAUAUUUGUCUCCAUUAAUAGGAGAUGAGACUUUGGGCAUGCAUGGUAGAAGAGGGGCUUGUCUAAGUGCAGGGUCAAAGUAGGAAUUUGAUGUUGGACCAUGAAUAAUAAUUGGUAUUGCUGUCUUAAUCCA